UACCCUUUCGCCUGACUUUGAUUAAUUUCCAAAGAAUAUUGAACUAUUAUACAAUUGAUUUGCUUAUAUACGUAUAAAAUAUCUAUACUUUUGUGUUUUUAUUCAUUAUUUUUCUCUUCAGCAUGUAGUUGUUGAUAAGCCGAUUAUCAAGGAAAAUCACCCUAAGUUACACUAGUGAAAUUCCACACCUGCGCUGUACCUCCUUAUGUUUAAAGGACAUUAUUAUCAUUAACGAUUUAGUCAUGUUAUUGUUGAUGUGUUUUCGUUUCCGUGUGGUUAUAAAUAUUUUUUUAAUAUAACAUUUAGUGGAAUUUCCCAGGAUGGCAAUCUACCGAAUGUUUCUUGUUUAUGUAUUUGGGAGUUGUGUUAAGUAUUUGUUGUGAAAGUUGUGCUAGAUUUUUGUUAUUGUGUAACAGAAGAUUUUAAGUUACAAUGAAUUUACGUGUUUGGUGACUAUAAUUUUAAUAAUGUCUAGCACUAGAAAUUCUGUAUCUGAAAAUCAAGCAUCUGCUUCGGAAAAUGAAAGCGAUCGCUAUGAUACGAAAGUGAUUUCUAGUAAACAGCAGCGCAAUACUUCCAAUCAAAACAAAACGCUGCAUGCUAGCCAAGGUUUAGAAGAUUCUCAUUCUCCGAGCAGUCAAAAGAAGCGAUAUAGUGGUUUAUCUGUAUCAACUACUCAUUUGUAUCAGUCUGAAGUCGCAGCUGAUGACGUAUCUUCUAGCGAUGGCAUUACUGUUAAGAAUACAACCUCUAGUGCUAGUUCAGACAAAGACAAUAGUUGUAGUAACAAUUUAGAUGCCAAAAAUGUUCAUUCACCAACACCAUCAGUAGUAUUAAAUUCUGCAACUAGCUCAGUCACCUCAUUAAAUACAAAUUCUAGCUAUAAAGAUGAAUCAUUUGAGAAGUUUAAUGACAAUCAGUCAACAACCGAUGGAUUAUGUAAUAUGUCACCAGGCUCAAUAAGCCAAGAAAGUUCUUUAUUCCCUGAUAAUUUGAGCAGAUCAUCUGAAUCUGGCAAGUCAGUAGACUUGGGACUGCAAAAGACGCCAGAAAUUCAUACGUCGAAGUCAGAUGUAAGCAGGUCUGAUAAAGUUAGGUGUACAGAAAAGAAAGAAAAGAAAAAGUCAUCCUGGUAUAAUAUGCUGAAUCCUACAUAUAAAUCUCGGAGUGAUGAUUUUAAACGCCUUUUCAAGGAUCUGCCUGAUUCUGAACGUUUAAUUGUUGAUUAUUCAUGUGCUUUACAAAAAGAUAUUUUGGUCCAUGGAAGACUUUAUGUGUCUCAAAACUACGUCUGUUUUUAUGCCAAUAUUUUCAGAUGGGAAACUUUUGUUACCAUAAGGUGUCGAGACAUCACUAGCAUGACAAAGGAAAAAACUGCAAGAGUCAUUCCAAAUGCAAUACACAUAGCUACAGAUACUGAGAAACACUUCUUUACAUCCUUUGGUGCUAGGGAUAAAACAUUUCUGAUGCUUUUUCGAAUCUGGCAGAAUGCAUUAUUAGAACAACCAAUGACUUCUCAAGAAUUGUGGCAGUGGGUACAUAUAAGUUAUGGCGAAGAAUUAGGAUUAACAAGUGAUGACGAUGAUUACGUUGCUCCACCUAUACUAGAGGAUGAACUAAAAUCUAGUAAACAUUCAGAGCAGAGCAUUAUAAAAUACAUUGAAAAAGCUGAUUCUGUAAAUCUUCAUGAAAGUGCUAGUGAACUGCUGGAAGAAGAAUAUUCUGAAUCUGGCAAUGGACUGAAUGGAAGUUUUGAUCCUCCCAUAAUGGAAGAUAUUGAUGAAGAAUGUUCUCAAAAGAUGCAAGAAAAUAGCAAGAAUAUUUUGAAUCAAAAGUCUUCGGAAUAUCCCACUGAUUUAAGCGACACUACAGAAAGUGAAGAAAAAGUUAAAGAGCUUGAAUACAAAUGUCCAUGCCCUAGCCAUGAAGGCAAAGAAGUUCUCAAUGCAGUGUUUCCUUUACCAGUAGAUGAAGUAUUUUCACUUAUUUUUACUGGUUCAAAAUUUUACUUUGACCUUUUAGAAUCUAGAAAAACAUAUGAUAUUAUGGAAAGUCCAUGGCAGCAUUGUCCUGAAUUUGAUCUAAAAAUGAGACAAGUCACCUAUACUUUGACAUUAAAUCAUUCUAUGGCAAAAAGUGCACAGACCACAGAAACCCAAAGGUUGUUGAAGCACAGUAAACCAGGGCAAAUAUACACUGUGGAUUGUGAUGUUGUAAAUACAGGAAUACCUUACUGUGAUGCAUUUACAGUGAAAUCCGUAUAUUGUUUAACAAAAGUAUCAAAAAAAGAAUGCAGGUUGCGUAUAUCUGGUUGUGUUCAUUACAAGAAAUCUGUUUGGGGAUUAGUAAAAUCUCUUAUAGAGAAAAGUGCAAUGCAAGGAUUAGCUGACUUUGCUACAGAUUUAGCAAAUGCCCUUAACAAAGAGGCUGAGAAUUCUAGUCAAAACUUAGUCAAAAAACCACGAAGGAGGAAAAGAAUGAAAUUUGAUUCCAUUAAAUGUGAAACUUUGAAAGAUGCUCCUAGAAGUUUACAAAGACAAGCAACUAUUAGGAAUUUAGGGCCUUCUAUUUCUGGUAUAGAUUUAGCAUCUUUAGGAUCUACACCAGAUAUUGUUAUUCGUGUAAUUCUUAUAACGUUAGUAAUUCUUCUAUUCCUAAACAUGCUGUUGUUUUAUAAAUUAUGGUCAUUGGAAGAUCAGAGUUCAAAGCAAGUACCUCCCACUACAUGGGAAUAUCCAGAUAGUCAAUCAUUAACAAAAGAAGAUUACAUUCAUUUACUGCAGAAGCAAGAUGCUCUUCAUCGAGCAGAAACAGAACGGUGGAGAGAAGCACUUGGUGAAGUUAUCAAAUUAAUACACUUGAUCGAGAAGUCCCUUUCAGAACUCAAAAAUAGUAUUGACACAUACAGUAGUACAUCUGUUCUCAAAGCUAUAGCACUGCGAAUGUCUCAAAGUUCUGAUGAUCCAUCUACUGUAGAAUCAAAUACAAAAGUGUCAGAUUCUCAAUCUGAACAGACAUGAAAAAUAUUAAUAUUUAUAUACUCCUAUACAUGUAUAUAUAAAGUAAAAAUAUUUAAAUUGUGUAAUAUAAAAGUAUCCUAUAGGGAACAAGUUGUAUCCAUUGGCAUGGGUUGUAUCAACCAGUCAGUGUUGUUGUUGUAUAUUAUAUAGAUUAUUUAUCUAAGAAAAGGUAUUCUUUUGUAGGUCCCAAUGCUUCGAGACUUAUCAUUAUGAUGCAAAAUAUAAUAAAUGCUGUUACAGUAGGCAGUGAGAUUUAAAAAUGUUCUAUUAGCAAAUAAUAAAAGUGGAAAGAAUUUUUUUUUCUUUUCACUUUUUUAUCAUACCAAAGAAGUACAUUUGAAAUAAAUAAGCAUUGUUGCACUCAUGUUGGAUAUAGUUAGAAGUGCCAUUGUUUCUUUUAAAAGUAGUUAUCACUUGAAUAAAUGAAACAUAGAUUUACUGACAUUUCCUUCUUCCAUAUUAAAUUAUUUAUUUAUGCAAAUAGCUUCAACUGUGAAGCUUUAUUAAUUUAAACAUAUAGGAAGGAUGAGCACUAAUUUUAAGUCAUCAUAAAAAUUGCUGUAUUUUCAGUAUUCAUUACUUUAUUAUUUAAAGUAUUAGAGUUGCAUUAAUUAUAAUUUUAUUUCAUACGACAUCUUAAUCAUAUCAACAUAGAUUUUUUUAAUAUUAAUCCUAUUAGUAAAGUAUGUAGCUAUGUAAUAUUGGUGAAUAAUUUUGAGUAUAGGUACUCUUCUAGUAAGGCAUCGUUGUUAUUUAUUUUUUCAGCAUUAAUACUGAGUUCUUGAACUUUGUUAAAUUUCUGUAUUUAUUUGUAUCAGUUAUAUUUUUUAAUAUAUUGCCACUCAUUAAAUUAUUAAAUACUGUAUGAUUGGACAUCUAAAUAUUUUUUGGUUGGACUCUAAUUUGGUUAUAUUGUUUUGUAACAUAUCACUAUUGAAAAUGAAAUGAUAAAUCCAUUUUACUGCAAUAUAAAUGUUAGUAUUUUGUUAAUUGUGCAUAUCUCUGGUAUAUAUUAGGGCACUGUAAUUUUUUUUCUUUAAUAUGAACAAAUUUGUGUAUUUAUUCAGUAUAUAUCAUUAAAUUACAUUUUUUUCUUUCUUAGGCGCUUUGAAAAUGCAUGCAAUAAUGAUUUUUUAAAAAUAA
Molecule: messenger RNA, 4163 nt
Organism: Stegodyphus dumicola
Lineage: Eukaryota; Metazoa; Arthropoda; Arachnida; Araneae; Eresidae
Gene: GramD1B
Product: GRAM domain containing 1B
Biological process (GO): intracellular sterol transport
Cellular component (GO): plasma membrane; endoplasmic reticulum membrane; endoplasmic reticulum-plasma membrane contact site
Molecular function (GO): sterol transfer activity; sterol binding
Source: RefSeq, a predicted model, not a curated record